GUCUGGUAAUGUUUAACAACUUCCUGGUAGUAAUGGUGAAAGCGAAGCUUGAGUGGAUUUUUAUUCACUCAUUCCUUCUUGUAAUCUGUGAGAAGUGUGCUACAUUUUAGUUCAGAAUGGAGAUAUCUACAGUAAACUGAUCAGAAAGCAGAGCUGCUUGUGUAUGGAGUCAUUUUUCAGAGAAAGGGAUACCUUUUUCACAAAUGUUUUAUGUAAAUGAAAAGCAGCAUAAAAUGACCUGAGAAUGCCAAAUUCAAAAGGAUCUGAAUUUUCUUCCUGUCAAAAUUUCUGUUGGCUGCAUCCUGUAGUGCUGUUUACAGUCUGUGUAUACACAUGGAUUUGCAGAAAUAGUACUGUUUACCAAAGUGUUACAGCAUACCGAAAGAGGAGAAGCUGUAUUCUCUGAGAUGAGAAACAAUUGCAUCUUUAUUAUGCUGCAUAUUUUCUGUUUUUCUAGUUUGCAGGUCUUUAUGAAGUUCAGCACUAUAGAUCGAAAAUAUGGAUUUCACCAAAACUGAUUUGCAAUUUGAAUGUGGCUUUGCCCUUUCUGAAGCCUUAUACUAGCAUAUAUUUGUCAUUCUUUGUAAUGUUUGGGAAAUCAGGUUAUCAAGCUGUCCCUCUUGGUGACUGGAACCAACCCUCUAUAAACUCGGAGUUGUAUAAAGGGACUAGUUCCAACAUUUUAUUUUCCACUGAUGCUGGUAGUUCAUAUGACUAUGUACCAAAAAUUGACGACAGUGACCUGAGAGACAAGUCUCAAGGGCUGCUAUCCUGGAUAUGCAGUGGGAUUGUAACUUUGCUUGUAGCACUGUUGACACUGGUAACUUUGCCCAUCAGUGGCUGGUUUGUCCUGAAGGUGGUUCCUAAUUAUGAGAGAAUUGUUUUGUUUCGCUUAGGCAGAAUACGAGCCCCUAAAGGGCCAGGUGUGGUCCUUGUAUUGCCUUUUAUUGACCAGUGGAAGAAAGUGGAUCUCCGGACAAAAGCCUUUAAUGUGCCACCCUGUAAGAUAAUGACAAAAGAUGGGGCUCUAAUCUCAGUUGGGGCAGAUAUCCAGUUUCGGGUCUGGAAUCCAGUUUUGUCUCUAGUGGCUGUCCAGGACUUAAAUAACUCCACACGAAUGACUGCACAGAAUGUCAUGACAGAUACUUUAAUUAAAAAGCGGCUGAAAGAAAUCCAGACAGAGAAGCUACGAAUCGAGGAGUAUUUAGUGGCUGAUAUUAACUACAGGACAAAGGCCUGGGGUAUUGAAGUAGAUCGGGUGGAGAUGAUGAUUGAAGCAGUGAUUAAGUUACCCGAAGGAUCUGUUCCAGGAGGACACCUGAUCAUGCCACCCGGAGUUCCUGGUCUGGAAUGUCUGUCGGGUCCACUACAGCAGAUGGCAAUGCACUUCCUUAGCAAGGACGCAACCCCAACCCAGCAGGAAGCAGGAAGUAUUGAGAUAGUGAAUGAAACUACCUGUGUCUCUGCGCCCACUUCUCUUCAUCUCAGCGUGGAAGAUCUACUGUCGGCGGUGGAGGUGUUCCUGUCUGAAUCUCUUGUGAACCGAGUUCAAGCGUUGUAUCAGUUUAAUAUAACAAUGAGCAAUGGGACAGUGAAAACCUGUUUCUUGGAUCUCUCACAAGGUACUGGUAAAGCAGGCCAAGGAGUCCCCUGCAACACUCCUGAUGUGGUGUUAGAUAUGUCAGAAGAGGAUCUGCUAGCAAUUUUUUCAGGUAAUCUUCGACCUCUUGGAGCAUAUAUGAGUGGACGGGUACAGGUGCAUGGAGACCUGAAGACAGCAAUGCGACUAGAAGAAGUAGUGAAGGCACUAAAGCACCAGUAGAUGGCAGUAUAAGUACAGAAUGCUACCCUGGUAUAGACCAUCAGCUUUAUCAUGGUCAUGGUUCCUCUGAGUAAUGCAGCCUUUAUCCAGAAAACGCUUUUUAACAACUAGGAAAAAAUUCAGAAAUCAUAGGAACUGCAGACAUAUCUGAUCUUCCACUGAAGGAACUGACUUGUAGCUUUUGCUCUUUAUUUAAGUAAAAUUUCAAUUGAUUCCCGUUUUUCUUAUUAAAAUUAAAUGCCCAUCUGAAAAACUGUGAGACAAAAUUAUGCUGAACUGCUUAAGAUGUGUGCAUUUCUAUACCUUUAAUGGGUUAUGAUGGAGUCCUGGUUUUCAGAUAUCGAUUUGUAGAUAUUAUAACUGUUUCAUGUUGGUACCAUUAUUCAGUUUCCAGUGGCAGGGCCUCUGGGUAUGAGAGAGAUAGUACUACCUCGUUCAUACUGUAUGAAAUGUAAAUUAUAAUUAAUAUGCAGUGAAAGGCAUGCAUUUAUAAAUUAUACUGUCAAGAACUGUGUCAUCUGAUAUACAUGUUAAAAGGUUUUAAUAAUACAAAUGAAAGUAAAGGCACCACACUUUAAAAAUAAACAGAAAGCUCACCAAAAGCGUUAAUAUUUCUUUGAGUAUCCACACUGUGCAGCACAGUGUAAGACUGUGACAAAUGUGAAAAGGCAGAUGGAUUAAGGCCUUUGGAUUUUUAACACUACCUAUUGCACUAUUUUUAUCUUUCUGUCUUGAUAUUGUAUUCAUUUUCAGAUUUCAAAAGUAUAAUAUAUUUUUUAAUGCUCACCAUUCUGUCACAUACAUAUUUGGAUUUUCAUUUUAUUAAUUUCUAUCUAUUACUGCUCUAAUGGAAGACUAAAGAAUCGUUCAUUGUGCAAUA
Protopterus annectens (West African lungfish) is the source of this 2702-nucleotide messenger RNA. It is a transcript of the gene STOML1, whose product is annotated as stomatin like 1. Bases 587 to 1822 code for a protein of 411 amino acids. The transcript is spliced from 7 exons. Lineage: Eukaryota; Metazoa; Chordata; Ceratodontiformes; Protopteridae. Gene Ontology annotation, cellular component: plasma membrane. The record is from RefSeq and is a predicted model, not a curated record.